UGCAAUAGUUUCGUUACAGGACCAUCAUCUUCAAAAGCGGAAGAGCCGGAGUUGGUCCGAGAAAAACGAGACUACUUCUAUUCACCAUAUUAUUAUGGCAAUCAGCUCUUGGUGGCGGCCAAUCCACCAAAUGUGUACCUACAAAAGUGGAUCACACACGAGCACAAUCGCUAUCGGCGGAUGGUGCCCGCAUCGGAUAUGAACAUGCUGUACUGGUCUGACGAAUUAGCGGCUUCUGCACAGCGACAUGCGAACACCUGCGAUUUUCGGCACUCCAGAGGCCGGAGGAACAUUGGCGAGAAUAUCUGGGCAGCGCCUUACAGCAAUUAUUCGGAUGCGAUAUCUCUAUGGUUCAAUGAGGUGCAUAAUCCGCGAUGCGCUUGCAAUCACGCCUACAAGCACUGCUGUGGACACUACGUUCAGGUGGUAUGGGCAAAGACGAACUUGGUCGGUUGUGGUUUCGCCAGAUGUCGUGACGUGCAGGGUGUGCUCGGCCGUGGUCAUCGCAACGUCUUCGUCUGCCACUACAAUCCACAAGGAAACACGGUAUUCGUCACUGGAUCAGGACAGCUUUACGCGGUUCCGCUUCACAUGGGCCACCGGCAACAAGGGCCGCUGUUCGGACUGUCCGCCGUCGGCACCGGCCUGCUUCCAAGGGCUCUGCUACAUGCCAAGCGUUCACCAUACUGCCGCCCCGUACAUGCCAGUCGAACACCACACAUCCACUGCUCCUCACCUGCCACUGAUUUCUCCCAGUCCACGGAGUACACCGACUCGACCGAGUCAACCACCUGGAGCGACUCUACUAGUUCACCUGAUCAAGACUUCAGGUUUUAA
Molecule: messenger RNA, 837 nt
Organism: Ostertagia ostertagi
Lineage: Eukaryota; Metazoa; Nematoda; Chromadorea; Rhabditida; Trichostrongylidae
Source: the annotation of a GenBank genome assembly